AUGGUUUUUGUAAAGACUUCCUUUGCCAAGAGCUUCAGCAUCGUCAGUGCAAUUUUGCUCUCUUUGUCUGUAUCCGUACAAGCCGGCUGUGCAGGAGAACUUAAGGCAAGUUCCCAAUCCGAGCUGGACUCUAUUCGUGGGUGCAAAGUAUACAGUGGAAACAUUGUUGUCGACAACUCGGGUGCAGCCGACUUGACUCUGAACGGGGUUGAAUCUGUGGAAGGUGAUCUGAUCUUCAGUGGAAAUAAUGGACUCCUGCGCCUCACAAUGCCAGUUCUGCAGAGUGUGAAUGGCCGGCUUUCGCUGUCGAACAACAAGCUGCUGGCCUCAAUAGAUAUGCGCCAGUUGGCAAGCGUGCGUGUGUUUGAGGUCUCUGUUCAUCCGGCCUUGAACUCCCUCGCAUUCCCUGCCGGUCUGGGAAGUGCUGAGCGCUUCAGUGUUACCGACACAACCGUGACACGGAUCGAUGGUCUCAAGAUGCCAGCAGUGGGUGAAUUGGUGAUUUCGAAUAAUAUCUAUCUCAAGAGUCUGUCUUUUGGAAAUAUGACCCAGCUGACAGGCAGUGUUACCAUGGCUGCAAAUUCGCCUGCUCUCAUCUUAGACCUCUCAUCUCUUAUUAACAUGAAUGAAGGAUCUUUCCGUAACGUGGCAAACGUUGCGUUUGACAACCUGGAAAAAAUCAGUGGUGAUAUAUUCUUUAUAUCCAAUUCAUUCUCCACCCUCUCAUUACCAAAAGUUGCCGGAAUCGAGGGCACUUUGACAAUCACAGACAAUAGUCAGCUCUCUACUCUUUCAAUGCCUGAGUUGACUCACUUGGGCGGUGCCUUGUCUCUAGGCAACAACAAUCAUCUGACAUCUGUGGAUGCAUUCCCUAAACUGGAAGAAGUCGAUGGUACUCUUGAUAUCACCGGUACAUUUGAUGAAGUAAUAUUACCAGGUCUAAUGGAUGUUCGUGGUGGCCUUAAUGUUCAGACAUCCAGCUCUCACUUCUCAUGCGAUGGAAUUAGUAAAUUAAAGAGUGAAGUAAUCAAAGGAAAUGCAUAUGUUUGCAAGUCGGCUGUCAGUAAACCAAAGUCGGGUAUGCCAGGCAAAAAUGGAAGCAGUUCGUUUGAUGAGUCAAGCAGCGCCACAUCUAUCAAAGCUGGCUGGGUGGGCAUCAUGUCUGUCCUUGGCUUAUCAUCAGUCUAUCUACUUGCCUAG
Phycomyces blakesleeanus NRRL 1555(-) is the source of this 1200-nucleotide messenger RNA. RefSeq lists its product as hypothetical. Gene Ontology annotation, biological process: fungal-type cell wall organization. Gene Ontology annotation, cellular component: fungal-type cell wall; plasma membrane. Bases 1 to 1200 code for a protein of 399 amino acids. The record is from RefSeq and is a predicted model, not a curated record. Lineage: Eukaryota; Fungi; Mucoromycota; Mucoromycetes; Mucorales; Phycomycetaceae. The transcript has 3 exons.